This is a messenger RNA of Suillus subalutaceus, 1298 nucleotides long. RefSeq names its product PUA-like domain-containing protein. The transcript is spliced from 8 exons. Gene Ontology annotation, biological process: negative regulation of gene expression via chromosomal CpG island methylation; protein ubiquitination. The record is from RefSeq and is a predicted model, not a curated record. Gene Ontology annotation, molecular function: ubiquitin protein ligase activity. NCBI's taxonomy places the organism in Eukaryota, Fungi, Basidiomycota, Agaricomycetes, Boletales, Suillaceae. Bases 112 to 1065 code for a protein of 317 amino acids.
UUAUAGGGCAGAACUUCGGGGGGAUUCCUGGAGUCCCGGUUGGGGCUAAAUGGGAGAAUCGCCAAGAUUGUUCUCGUGCUAGCGUGCACCGCCCUCUUAUGGCUGGUAUACAUGGCACUGAAAAAAACUGGCGCCUUCUCAAUUGUUGUUUCGUGUCACUACAAAGAUGACAAGGAUUUCGGCGAUACGAUCUACUAUACAGGUACAGGGGGUCGCAAGCGGUGGUCUGAUGGCUGUCCUCCGAAGCGUCUCCGGUUAGGUCCGCAGGUUUUUGAUCAGCAGUGGUCAGAUCAAGGAAACGAAGCACUUGUCAAAUCGCGUGACACAGGCAACGCCGUGCGCGUCAUCCGAAGCCACAAAGUGCUUUCUGAUUUUGCGCCUGCCAAAGGCUAUCGGUAUGAUGGUCUGUACACUGUUGAAAGUGCAUGGAAAGAGAAAAAUUCCAAGGGUCUGGAUAUCUGUCGCUACAGGCUAGAGAGGGUUCCAGGUCAACCUCCCCUGCUCCGUCGCUCGCUUGGAGAUACCGAUCAUGGGCCAUCUCCCGCCUCCGUAGCCACGUCAGACACCGUCAUCUCGCCAUCGUGUAUGUUGAACAGCCGUAAGCGCAAGGCUCAACCACUUGCACCCCAAGGUGAUCCCACGAUCUAUUCCGAUGCGGCGUCUAAGAAGCGCAAACUCGCCGACCGAGCGCCGCCCCAACCAUUGUUGUCUUCAUCUGCUGUGCAGCCACAAGUUCUAGUGCCGGUUCUGGGGACUAUUGAAACCCCGCUGCAAAAGCACAACCAGCGGGUGCAGAAAGAGAUGCAGAAAGAGAAACAGCAACACUUCCCUGGAACGAGCUCUUCCGUGAAGACGCCUGCCACCCUUGUAAAACCAAGUAUGUUGUCCAGCCAAUCCCAGCACAAUGACUUCCUAGCGAGGCCCAUGUGGAGCAUCUCUUGCGAUGAGGACGACGAAGAUGUUGAUAUGCCACUUGAUGACGAAGACGAGGAUGAUAUACUACUUGAAGACCUCGAAACCACGGCUUUCCCGUUUUCAUCUUUCUUGCCCCCCUCGCCCUUCUGAACGAGUCAGUUGCAGCUGUCAAAUAUCCACUAUAUCCCGGCUCCUCUGCUUUCUUGUUUUCAAGACCUCGAAUUCAUGUUUCUCAUUCACUUCGCCCUUCUGAUAGGACCAGUCACAGAUGUACAGUACCCGGUUUUUUGUUUUCUUGCUUUGAAGAUCGUUUGGAAUGUCCGUCUACUGAUACUGCUCUGCUAGGUUUGUCUACGACCAGUACAUUGUUAAACCUGUUUCUG